AGCAUGAAAAACCGGUUUGCAUUGCACGUGAUCAUCUGCAAUUAUUUUAGGGCCUUUGGCUUGCGGUAUUUAACCAGUAUUCGGAGAAUGUGUGAAAAGCAAGCACAAAGAGCUAUUGUAUAUUUUGACUUACAAUAGAUCAAAGUAAUCGUUUGUUCUAUUUGUGGCAUCUCAAAAAUAGUAGCCCAAAAAAGACAUAAACCAGGAAGUAUACCUAUAAUUAAUCACUUUGACAGCCACGCAAUUUUGUGCAGUUAAACUAUAGGCUCUUGUAUAACAUCUUGAAAGCGAUUGUGGGAAGACCAUGUUAACAGACAUAAGAUUCAUACAAAAGCGUCGGUGGCAGCCAGUGACGUCGCUGCGGCAGCCGACACUGGUGGUGCCGCUGCUGCUGCUGCUGCUGCUGCUGCUGCUGGGUAGCGGCCACAGAGCGGCCGCAGCUCCGCCGGCGUGCCGCCAGACUCAGGCUGAUUCGCACUGUCACACGCUCACUUCGCUAACGAACACAUCAUUUGGGCGCGACGGAAACGGUAAGUCAAUGGAAGCAGACUUAUUGCCUAUAGUUGCGGCAUGGAAUACAACAAAUAACAAGGAAUUUCUGAAACCGCAAGGAUCUCAGAGUGGAAGAUUUGGUAAAAGAAAAGACUACAAUUUGUUCGAUAAAGCUCGAAAGACCAUUCGAAGGCGAAACUGGAAGACCAGGAGGAGUGCAUUCGGAAACGAUUGGGUACUGCCUAAAAAGCCACUUUGCUACCGUGAAAAACUGCCUCAGGUCACAUUUUCAAACAAUAUGAUCAUGUUUGUGCCGGAAAGCAUAGCUAGAGUACCUUUGCUUGAGUUUUCAAAUGGAAAUAAUGAAAAAAUAGAUGCAGCUACAGCAACACUCACAUGCACACUUUUGAUUGAUGGAGCGCACUCAAAGCAUGCACCAUACUCGUGCGAUGCGGAUGACAUUGUAUGUAAUGAUUAUGAAAAAACUUUGGUAGAAGUGUAUGAUGUGAAUGGCAAUUUUCAACUGCGAAUGCAUGCCAGCGAAAAGUCGUCGGCACAUUACUGUUGGUGCUGGUUUUCCGACGCUGACGGAAUGCUCGAGGUCAAAAAUAUUCGUUUUACCGAACAAAUAGAACCUGGAAGCGAGCUCGACUGUGCUGAAUACAAACUGGUGGCACCACGGGAACAGGCCCAACAAGUAGUCCCAAGCCCUGAACAGCUCAGCUGGUCAACAGCUCACUUAGGGAUGACUAAAGUUUCAGCCAAAUGCAAAUCGCAAACGGCAAUCAAUACCCUAGUCUCCGGUCGCUUGGACAUGCUAGCGGUCGCAAUGAAACUUAUAGGGAGCACGGCAAUCUGUCCGUCGCUUGGGGCAAAGAUAAUGCAACUACGUGUGUAUCCACUUCAAUACUUGAACUGCACUUCCGGAAGUCAAGCGUGUCCACGCCUCGGCGUAGUUAUGGUCGUGUUCCCUUUUCCUUGGAAUAGCUUGAAUGUGCGACAGCUAAGCAUGGAAGAGGGCGAUGUUUUAGAAGCUGGCUUUUACCUCCCACUGCCACUGCAUGUGACCCAGUUUAUGAAUCCUCACGAACAAUAUCGCGUUAUACAAGAAGUUAUACCUAUGGGUACGACACAGAGUGAUCAAAAGGCCGAUAAAUUGCAAACGGACUAUCAAGACGUCACCGUGAAGCAUCCGGACUUAUCGCGCUGCAUCAUCCAACUGGAAUUCCUAAUUCAUACCCUCCUAGGUACUAAAAAGUACGCUGCCGAGCAUUGUCCGCCAGCGAUAGCAUACGGUAACCGAAGAGCACUGACAGGCAACAGUGUGGAGUUCAGCGUCAAAGGGGUCGUGUUCGGAAUAGGCAUACAUUUUGCAAAAAAGGUUUGGACUUUCAACUCACCACUCUGGAUUGUAUUUGACGGCUUCACGAUGACCGCUCAUCAUAGAUCAAGAUUGUACAAAAAGCGGGUUAAUCUGGUCAGGCAUAAUGCAUUUACUUACGUGCCGUACAACGUAAAAGUAAACGGUCAGGGUGGAGUGACUUCCAUACCGAUACAAAUACUACAGUGGGAACGUCCACUGUUUGAGUUCACCAUUAAAUUAGAAUCGACAUCACCGAAAAUAGAGCUCAUUCAGUUUGGGUUGCCAGGAUUGUGUGGAACUCAAACGGUAGACGAUGAACGACUACGCGAACACAAGCUUGGUAUAUCAACCAAGGUUCGCUUGACUCUACCGAACUGCCGCCCAGAUCGCUGCGUGGAAUACCGAAUCGAUGGAGAACAUCUCAGGCCACCAUUACAGGCUGUUGAUUCAACCAAACCUGUAGUACCUAACUGGCUUCUGAAUGUUCGACCACACUGGUCAUGGCAACAAGCAGUUGCUGUUUACGUGGGUCAGGAUUCAAUCCGGUUUUCCGAAGAGCGUGUCGCUGAUUUCCCAGGCGAUGCCACAUUACAUCUAGAUAAGGAGCAGCUUGGAAUGACGAUUGUUGGAAGGAUCAAGCAAAACGGGGAAUCAGAAACAAACGAGCCCGUGUACCCGAAGUAUGUCGUUCCUAUACCGAAAAUGAAAUUAUCACUAAAAGAGACACUAACCCUUCACAGUUAUGUGGCCCAGUUAAAAUACAGAGCUCAUAUUCCUGGGAAUAAAAGGAUAGACAGCCAGAUUGGCACAUUUAUUUAUGUUUCGUAUGACCAGCUAACGUUUCAGCUGGGCAUUGCUGACCUGGGCACGCCUCUGUACCGUUCGUCACGUGCCAAUGACCCUCCGCUGUUCGAAGACCGCCUGACACUGGACGCCCUAGAUUUCUGGAAUGGGCAAACCGUACAAGUUCUUACGGUUGUGGCGGUGCCGGAGCCCACCGUUCUCCGCUUCGUGACUGGAAAGCCAUGCUUGUUGGAAGACAGAGGUGUUCCAGAUUCGUUUUUAGAACCUCCGGUCCUACAGGGAAGAUCAAGAUGUAAUGCAGAUACACCGCCGUGCUUAUUCUGCGACCCAUCUUCUAACAGUGUUAUUAACCGCUGUAUAAAAACUGUCAUGUGUCAAAAAAACUACCAGAGAUCGUGGAUGCCAAGAUUGCCGGCCCGACCAGCAUGGCCAGAAUGCACCGAUGAUUCAAAGUGUGCAGCGUGGGAGUUUCUUCAAAACUAUAGAGAUAAGGGAAAGUUCCGAAAGCUUCUCACCGGGAAGAUUGAUUUUGCUCUGCAAGGGCCAACUCAAGUAAUUUUGACAUUUCGUGAUGUGUUCGGCAUGUUGCGAAGUGAAGAAGACCACCAAUCGCUUCAGAUUGCGUUCAAUGAGCAGACGAUCGAAGUGCACGUCAUAAGAAACGGGUAUCGUGACAUGAAACAAUUGGUGACUGUGCCCAUGGAAAAAGGAUACCUAAAUCCACACAAGUAUCACGGGUUUCGGGUAAUUGGAUUGUAUGAACGAAAAGUAAGCUCUUUCCAUCUACAAGACCUGCACGAAAUUCGCCCUGAUUCGAGGGGCGACCCCCUGUGGUCACAUAGAUUUCGAAAUGAACGUUUGCUUAUCACUCGAAUCCACUUUCGUCCCAUCGAUCCAACUUACUUUGUUGACAAACAUGUCAUCGUGGACUGUGUACCAAGCUACGACAAAUGUGCUGGUGAAAAUCCGUGUUAUAACGGGGGAACGUGUGUCAACAACAAAUGCAUUUGCAGUCUGGAGUUCAAAGGAGAAAACUGCUCUGAGAAUCAUUGUCCGACGGACAAGCCACCCUGCUUUAACGGUGGCACCUGUGUACCUACCAAACAGCAUCCAUAUUGGGCCUGUCGCUGCACCGACGAUUGGACGGGAGACAACUGUACCUAAUGGGUGAACAUCUCCUAAAAGCAAAAGAAAUGCAUGCCCGUUUUAUCGAAGACACUGAAACGACGAUGGAUAUCGAAUCAGAGGACGAUGGCGUUAUGUUGGUCAGAGGCUGGCUGACUCCUCGAACCGGAGCGGACGGAGUGGAGGCGGCUGAAACGCCCACCACCAUCUCGGCCCUCUACCGGGAUGACGCGCUCAACACCCUGCAGCGGGCAGUCAUCUGCACUCCCAACAUGACGUUUCACGACUGCGAACGGCACAAGCACGUCAGGUACAACUUGACGAUGUUUGCUGGUCGCUGUAUGUACUGGAGUGAGAAUCUGACGGCUUUCACGGACCAGGGCUGCGAAGUGGGCCCUCUCAGCACCGUGGACGUUCUUCACUGCCGGUGUUCGCACCUGACCGACUUCGCCGGCUCCUUCCUGGUGCUUCCCAACAGGCUAGACGUCACUAUGGUGGUCGAUAUGAACAUGAUGCUGUCUCAGAACCCGACAGCGCUCUACUGGAUGGGCGUCCUAUUACUGAUCUUCCUGCUGCUCCUCGUCUACGCCCGCAAGCAGGACCAACGGGAUGUGAAGCGCCGCAACAUCAUCUACGUGGACGACAACGACCCGAGGCAUCGGUAUGCCUACUUGGUGACUGUAUAUACCGGCGUCCAGUACAAGGCAGGCACCAGCGCGCACGUCGCGAUGUUUCUUACUGGCGAAAAGGGUUCCUCUAAUACUCACCUACUGACAGGCGAGAAGAAAAGGAAGCGGACGCUGGAGCGCGGCUCCGACUCGUGGUUCCUAAUAACCACCCACGGCUCUCUCGGAGACCUGACGGAGCUGCACAUCUGGCACGACAACAGCGGCAGCAACCCCGAGUGGUUCCUGGAGCGGGUGCUGGUGCGCGACUGUCAGACAGACAGUGUGUGGGUGUUCCUGGUCGGCCGCUGGGUGCACCCCGUGACGGGACUGCUGGUGACCGUUCGGCCGGCCGCACUGCACGAGGUCACCGCCUGGAACACGUCCUUCGCGCGUCGGGCCGAGGAGAGUCUCCGCGAUGGACACUUGUGGUUCAGCGUGUUCUCCCGGCCACUCAGCAGCUCAUUCACCCGCUGCCAGAGGCUCGCCUGCGCCAUGACACUUCUGAUGGUUAAUCUGCUGGUCAGCCUGAUGUUUUACGGCGUUCCCACCGGGGACGCGUCCGAUCAGAUUUCACGCAGCCAGUCGUUUGGUCUAGACUGGUAUGAUAUCGUCAUCAGCGCGGAGAGCGCACUGCUGGUGGGCCUGCUUGUGACGCCCAUCAUCGUGCUUUUCCGGCGCUCCGAACCACUGACUGAUGAACAGGUGCGCACUCUUGUCACCGAUAACGACCAAGGGCACAGCCAAACGGGGGCGAAGGAAACAGGGAGAUCAGCUGUGGCAAGUCCAGCAAUCGUGGGUGGUGCUCCUACAGAAAAUACUGGUGCCGAGGCUUCUGCUGACAUCGCGGAGAUGCAAGAACGCGUCGGUGGAGGCGCCUUGCCGCUGCCAGACAAACGGAGAGGCUGUAUGCUACCGUGGUGGUGCAUCUAUGUGGCCUGGAUGCUGGCGGCUCUGACCAUGCUGUUCAGUGGUGUUCUCUGUCUCGCAUACAGCGCUCAGUUUGGAGCUCUCAAGUGCUAUAUCUGGCUAGUCUCCUCUGGCGUGUCGGUGUUGCAGAGCGUGAUUUUCAUCCAGCCACUUAUCAUUGUCGGCGCAUCUCUGCUGGCAUCAUGGUGCUGUCAGGCGGCGCCAGAAGUGGAGAAUCGCUCAGAAGAACGUCCUGCCCACGCUGCAAUGAAUGCCGAUAUCGCAGAGGAGUAUGCACAAGCUAUCCACGCCAAGCGCACGCAACCUAUGUAUCGCCAAGUGCCAAAGCGGAAAUUGCGCAAAAUGCGUGCGAAGAAAAUGAAGGAUUUGCUGACCCACGAAGCAAUCCGUGACAUUGCUACGUUUCUUGCCUACAUCGCCUGUUUGCUGGUGAUCAUCCACGGCAACAAAGAUCCGAACGCAUUUUAUUCCACGAUGACUGCACGAAAUCUGUUCGUGGAAGGUGGUGCGGUGGCGGGUGAUGACGACGCAGUGACCCUAGAAGAUGCCAAAGAGCUUGGUAACGUAAUACACUACCUCAACACAACGCUUAUCCGCUCACUUCACAAGGCGGAAGAAUACAACGGCAAGCUGGCAGUACGCAACGGGAUGACCCGGCAGGACGGUUUGUAUCUAAUUGGUGUGGCGAGACUGAGGCAAGUGCGUGUGACUCGCGAUGCCUGCCGUCCCCCUGAUCAGCUCUUCUGGAUGAACUUCACGGCCUGCAAGAGACCUUUUCUGUUGAAGUACGAAGAUACCAAAAACUACGGACAGGGCUGGUCACCGGAGCCGCACCUUCAUGACGAUCCCUGGGACAACGAAGCCACAGAGGCGUGGAUUCAUAAGGACGCCGACUACCUUCAAACAAUGUCUGUGCAGGGCAAGCACGCGCUAUACCCCGGCUCCGGAUACACACUACAUCUGGGACGAGCAAAGAAGGCCUCUCAGGUUGUACUCGACUACAUAGAAGACACGAAGUGGCUGGACGCGUAUACCAAAGCGCUGUUCGUCGAGUUCACAAUGUAUAAUGCUGAUAGCGACCUGUUUAAUCUGGUGGUACUGCUGUUUGAACAGUCCAGGGCGGGUACCAUCACUCCGUCUUUUGACAUAAAGACGAGCAAGCUCUACGUCGACACGCACAUGAACCGGCUCACAAUUUUCAUGACAAUAUUUUAUGUGUUUUUCAUCAUCUUUAACACAGUGGUAGAGUCAAGGAAGAUAUUCAGAAUUGGACCGAAGUUAUAUUUCAGGGAUAUGUGGAGCAGGCUUGACUUCCUGCUGGUAGUCAUGGGCUACGUUUGUGUGAUUUUGUACAUCAACAGACACAUCGUCUUGGAAAAGGCAUUUUCAAAACUUAGGAACACGGAUGAAAACAAGUUCGCCAACUUCUACAUUCCCGUAUAUUGGGACUACAUUCUGACCUACGCUCAAGCAUUUGCGCUAGUCCUGACCAUGGCCAAAUUUUGGAAGAUUCUUACAUUCAACAAGAGAAUGGUAACAUUCAGCUUGACAUUGCGAUAUUCGCGGAAGGAGCUACGAGCAUUUUUCAUCUUUUUCGCCAUUGCCGUCAUUGGCUACGCGUUUUGGUCCAACGGCCUAUUUGGAGCUUCUUUGGAGGACUACCAAAACAUGUGGUCUUCUAUUAUAUCACUUAUCCUUUUCUCUAUCGGGACCUUUGACUACGAUGGCUACAUCACCACAGACCGAACCUUCGGCGCGAUCUUCUUUGUUACGUACGUCUUCUUCGUAAUGAUCUACCUGAUCAACGUGAUGCUGUCCAUCAUCAUGGCCGGCUACGAGAUGGCAAUGGACGACAUGCAGCAUCUCGUCACCAAGUACGACGUGGUCGACGUGUUCAUCUGGGAGGUACGCAACUUCUUUGAAGACUCGUCAAGCAGCAGCGAGGACGAAGGACGUAUGGCGGCGGCGCGGACCAGACAGCGCCGUCGCGUGCGUGAACUGCUUCGUCGCCUCUUUCCGUGGUGUUUGGACAAUGCCCGGAAGCGUGACCUGCGCCGUCCGGUGGAGCAGGAGUCGAUGGAGCAGCUGCAGCGUUUCAUGUCGCUGACGGCAGCAGCGGGCGGCAAGCCACCGGCUCCGGCAGAUCAGCGCGAGGGCAGUGUCGCCAGUGCUGAGGAUGCCGAACUGCGCGCUGCGGCCGCCCGCGGCCCACGCCGUGUGGGCAUGAUCGAGCCCGAGGAUGUGGACGAGGACGAGGGGGCGGCGCCCGCGGCGGCGGACCAGCAGCCCGGCCACAGGUUCCUGCUGGACGAGGAGGAUGUGGCCGGCGGCCGGCGCGGCCACACGCGGCGCCGAGUCUCGGCGGCAGCGGAGCGGCACCGUCGCCGCAGUCGCGCCACCACCGGCCGCCGCCACCGCGGCCCGCCAGUGCCCAGACGCAAGUCUGUACAGAACGACCCGCACUUCCUCCCGUCACUGACAGCCGAACCGGAGGAGAGACCACCGGCAGCCGCUGUAGCGCAGAACAGCUCCUCCGCCCAACGGAGGCAGUCGACGAAACGGCGAGUGUCUGGGCAAAGGCGAGCCUCCGAUCGGCGCAGGUCGUCCAGCAGGCGGAGGUCGUCGGGUCCGCACAGGCCACCGGCGCCGACCAGCUCGGCUCGCAGAAGGGUCUCGUCAGGCCAGCGACCCAGCGGCGGUCUGCAGCGGGCGCCGGCGCCCAGGGACCCGUCCCAGCCGUCCACCAGCGGUCUCACCCGAGCCGACCUGGCGCGUCUGGCCGGACGCUCCACGGCUGCUCCGCCUCAGGCGCAGGGCGGCGCACGGCCUCACGUACCGACACGAUGAGUCUCACUGGGAGCUAUCAUCCUCGACAAUAGACGGCACUUGGCAGAGAGGAUGAACGUGAAAUAGUGUUCUGUUGCUUUGAGACUUCGUGUGCUGUUACCUGUGUCUCUGUGCUGUUCAUUGUAGUUCAUCCGCGGAUAUCUGCCCUUUUUGUGGCUGUUUAUCAAUAUUGUGAGCUACGAGCUAUGUUGGCAUGUCUUCUUUUCGAUUAGAUGGUGCCAGUGUUAAAUACACAAAAAAGAGUGUA
This is a messenger RNA of Amphibalanus amphitrite, 8473 nucleotides long. Its product is annotated as polycystic kidney disease protein 1-like 2. NCBI's taxonomy places the organism in Eukaryota, Metazoa, Arthropoda, Thecostraca, Balanomorpha, Balanidae. Gene Ontology annotation, cellular component: membrane. The coding region runs from base 3823 to 8226 and encodes 1467 amino acids. The record is from RefSeq and is a predicted model, not a curated record. Gene Ontology annotation, molecular function: protein binding; calcium ion binding. The transcript is spliced from 8 exons.